This is a messenger RNA of Schistocerca americana (American grasshopper), 5959 nucleotides long. RefSeq names its product histone-lysine N-methyltransferase EHMT2 (gene G9a). Gene Ontology annotation, cellular component: nucleus. Lineage: Eukaryota; Metazoa; Arthropoda; Insecta; Orthoptera; Acrididae. Bases 543 to 5075 code for a protein of 1510 amino acids. Gene Ontology annotation, molecular function: protein-lysine N-methyltransferase activity; zinc ion binding; p53 binding. The transcript has 17 exons. The record is from RefSeq and is a predicted model, not a curated record.
UUACAACUUCUGCCAAUAAGGGUGCUGUCGCAACCAGCACUAUUAAUGUGCUCAACACUGGUACCUCUAGUGAUGGCUGUGCCACCUUCAUCAGUACAGGCAUUGCCACUGCACCUUGUAUACAAGCCCCUGUAGUCACCUGCACUGCUAGUCCCACAAUCCCCAGUAUCAUCAGUGCCAAUGCUCUUUGUACUUCGACUACCACUGGCCACAGGACUGGAACCACUGCCCUCUUACUGGUUGCCAGUGCGACCAUCCCUACCGUUGUCUCCACUGCCACAACCACCAUCACCACCACCACUCGUAAUAUUACGACUACUAGCAGCACUAGUACCGCAACUAUCAAUAGUACUUCGAACUCCACCACAAGUACUAUUGUCAACAAAAGUGGUGCCUUUGUUACGUCUCCUACCACAGAAACUGCUGUCACUACCACUGCUGGUUCAGCUGCCAUUACAGAUACCAAUCUUGCUGCUGUUAACAUCGUGUUCACUGCUGUUACUGCUCUUGCCAGUAGCAGUUCCACUACUGAUAAAUCUGCCAUGAAAGUUACCACUAACGCCCAUACUGCCCCUGCUACCAUCAUAACUGCCAUCGCCACCAGCACCAGAUCCUCCACCAAACCCACAGUUAGUGCUGUGAACGUAAGAAGUACUUCUAAUAGUUCUACAUUUAGCACGUGCAGCAGCACCACCACCCCUUACAGAAACGGUAGCGCGUGUAUUGACAGUCCUCCUCCAGCUGCUGUUAACCCUCGUGUCACCACCCUUUGUCACAAUCACGUGAAAGGGGAUAAAGGCAAUAAAUCUCUACAGUGUUCCGAAAGCACAUUUGUCCCAAUCAUUACCGUAGCAGCAAAGCCAGCUGGUGGAAUAAGGAUGAAGACUGAAGAUGUCACUCAUAAAGAUGAUAGCCAUGCGGGUGGAAAAAAUAAUCAGACAGAAAAGCUCGUCAAACGACAACAGCCAAAAACUACCAAAAUAUCUGAUAAUUCAAAGUUUGUGACUGACAAACCAAUGACUUGUACAUCAGUUGUAACAUCGUAUUCUGCAGCGAAGAGCUCUGAUUCAUCGUCUCCAGGAAUGACAUUACACAAGCAUCAAGAUAAAGGUGCCUCGUGUGCAUCAAAUUUGCCAUGUGCUUCAGAAAGCCCUGCAGUGCUGACUCCUGUGUGUGCUGCGCCCUUAGAUUCUAAUAUGGAAACCUCCAACUCUGGUCUUCCCAAACCCAAAGCGCCUGUCUUGGAAACUCCAAUUAAAGAAUCUGCAACUUCAGUUCAGAACCAAGGAGAAUCUGUGGAACCCUCAACCGUAAAUGUGUCAUCUCAGGGAUCUGCAGAACCUGUACUUAAUGCGCAAAAUGAAGAACCGUCUUUGACAAUUGAGGAAGAAUUGUUUGAUGAUUGUUCUGAGAAGAGUGAAGAAAUUACACUUUUGAACAAAAUUGAGAAAGUAGCUUCUGAUGCAGAAGACAAUGCACCCCGCCUUUUGAUUACUCUGAAACCAGGAGAAGCUGGAGGUGAAUCGAUAUUAAGUUGGAAAGGCUGUAGAGAAGUUAUUGGUAAUGAUGGCGUAUGGUCUGUAGCAAAUGUUGAGACUGUAGAUGAUAAUGUGGAAAAUACUACAGUUAAGGGUAAACGGUCUUUGAGGAGUAAGGUGCCACAGAAACCUGUUCCGGAGCCGGAAGUAGUAGGUGUAAAACGUUCAGCGAGGCGUAGGUCAAGGGACUACCAUUGUGAAACUGUGUUGCAGAGUGCUAUUGCAAGGAAGGAGAAGUCAUUUAGCAGUUUAGUUCAGUAUGAUGAGAGAGCUGCUGCAAACCGCAUCUCUCGACAGAACAUGAAAUCUGCUGCUGGUAAGCGUGCUGCGGCUGAGGCCAAAAAGUUAAGAGGUAAAGGUGCCAAAGCAGCUCAGAAGAAUUUGACUACCCAAGAGCAACUAAAAAAUUUAAUAAAUCUGAACAAAGCAAGGAAGUCGGAUAUCCAGACUAGAACAGUUACAAGAUCACAGCUGUUUUCUAGUUUCGGAAUCACAUCUCCCGUUUAUAAUGAAAUCUCAAUGGAUAUUUGUUCUCAGAGAACUUCCAAUUUGUCUAUGAACUCCAGUGCACAGACUUACACUAAAACUGGAAAGAGGCGGUAUAAACCUUACAAGGGAUUAAGAUACUCUCUCAGUAGCAACAAUGCGAAGAAAAAUAAGCUUACACGUCAUCAACGAACACUGAGUGAUGCAGACGGAGCCGGUAAUGAAAUAGUUGGUAGACCAAUGGUGGCAAGGAAAUCAGACAGAUCACAAACACUUAAGGGCUUUGAAACUGGUACUUACGCACUUGCAGCUGAGGACUUCUCUCUCUUCAGGAGUGGACCUCCAAAUCUACCUCGCUCCAUGAAGAACAGCCGCGUGGCAGAUGUGUAUGUGUAUGAAAGUGACUGUGAGAGUGAUAUCUCCAGUAUAAUUGAUGUUGGUUCACCAGAAAUUAAGCGAGAGAUUUUAUCAGAUGAUGAUGGUGGUGGUGGUGAUGUUGAGGAGGAGGAGGAUGAGGAUGAGGAAAAAUACACAGAUUUUAAGAGAAAAAGAUUUUGUUAUGACAAAUCAUCACUGCCUCCACAAAGAGGGAGAAGAAAACUGCAUACUGGCAGGGGAGGAGAACUAUCUGAUGAUGAUGUCAUGUCUCAACCCAUACCAGAAGUGUCCACAUCCUCAUCAAAGGGAACAGCUGAUGGAAUUCUGUGUUACUGUCAAAAGUCAACAUCACUGUAUGCGGCAAUACAGUCACAGAAGACUUCUGUAAUGUAUUGCCAAGCAAUGGAUGCACUUGAUGAACACGUGAUUGGAUGUGCAGAAGUCGUUCAAGUGAAGAAUGUUUGCCUGAGACGUGCUGGAGUCCGCUGUCCCUUUGUUCUUUUGUGUGAAGUACACAAGCAGCGCCUGUUGAGGCACAUGUGUUGCCCUGGAUGUGGUAUUUUCUGUACACAGGGGAACUUUGUUAUGUGCAAUGGUAAGCACUUCUAUCACAGAGAGUGCCAGGUUACAAAAGGAGGAGUUUUAUCAUGCCCACAUUGUGGUGAAGUCUCUCCUCCAGUGGACUGUACUCUGACUCUGAGUACUCUGAAAACUCCAGUGUACCUUCCUGAACUGAAACCACCAAGAAAAGAAUCAACUGCUAGAAUGACAGUUAAGGAAUCCAGCAGGAAAAACAUAAUUGAAGAGAGAGAAAAAGGGAUGACAUUACCACUUGACAAGGAAAAACUCACACAGUUGGUUAACACAGCUUGCAGUAUGCAGGUUGUUUCAGAGCAAGAAAUAAACACUUCAAGGAGCAUGGAGGAAACACUGUUUAUUGCUGCAAAGACGGGGAAUGCAGAGAAGAUACUGCAAGCUCUGGCUUCGGGAAUAGCUGCUAACCAUGCGUUUGAAGAAGCUAAUAUGGGAAGUGCACUCCACAUAGCAGCUAGUGAAGGGAACCUUGCUGCAGUCCACAUAUUGCUACAGUCUGGUGCACAGAUAGAUUUAAUGGAUCAGGACCAAAAUACACCUCUCAUACUAGCAGCACAAGCUGGCCGUAAUGCCAUUGUGGAGUAUUUAAUAAAAGCUGGUGCAUCAGUUACAUUAAAGGGAGGUGACGGCAUGACUGCGUUACAUGUGGCUGCAAAAACAGGAAAUCUUGAGGCUUGCCAGUACUUACUGUCAGUACCAAACACCAAAAAUAAUUUUGUGGAUACAAUUGAUGAUGGUGGCUGGACUCCAUUGGUUUGGGCUACAGAGAACUGUCAUGCUGAUGUUGCAAGGUUCCUGUUGAAAAAAAGAGCAGACCCACAUAUAAGAGAUGUGGAACAAAAUAUAGCUCUUCACUGGUCAGCAUUUUCUGGUUGCAUGGAUGUAUCAGAAAUGUUAAUAAACUAUGGAUCUGAAGUUAACUCUGUAAAUAUACAUGGUGAUACACCUCUGCAUGUUGGUGCUAGGCAAGAUAAAUAUGACUGCGUUCUAAUGCUCUUGUCACGGGGAGCGAGAGUUGAUGUUGUAAAUAGUGCUGGCAACUCACCACUUGACUGCUGUGUAAAAAGAAGCAAUGAAUGUUAUACUGCAAUUAAACUUAACAUUCUCCUUGGAAAUGUGGUUCUGAAUGUACGUGAACCAAGUGAGAAAAUCUUAUCCAAUGACAUAUCACGUGGAAGAGAAAUGAAUCCAAUUCAAUGUGUAAAUGGUGAAGAUGAUGAGGAAGAGCCUAGCGACUACACAUAUGUGAGCAAAAACUGUUUAACAGCUAAUAUUAGUAUUGACACUGCUGUAACGUCAUUACAGUCUUGCCUCUGUACAGAUAAUUGCUCAAGCAAUCGCUGCACUUGUACAUUUAUGAGUGAACAGUGUUGGUAUGAUGAUGAAGGAAAAUUAGUGCCUGAAUUCAACUAUACAGAUGCACCAAUGAUUUUUGAAUGCAACCAGUGCUGUGGUUGCAACCAAUCAACAUGCAACAAUCGAGUUGUGCAGCAUGGAUUUACUGGCCGGUUUCAGCUGUUUCGUACUCAGAGGCGUGGCUGGGGUGUGCGUACCCUCACUGCCAUUUCCAAAGGCUCAUUUGUUUGUGAAUACAUUGGAGAGAUCAUUACAGACUGUGAAGCUGAUAACAGAGAUGAUGAUACUUACCUCUUUGAUUUGGAUAAUAGGAGAAGACACUUUGGCCAUAACUCAGUAAAUGAGCGUAAAAAUUCAGUAGAAUUGGUUUCCUGCAGUUUGAACCCACAGGAACGUCUAGGCAAAACUCCUCAUGAUGGAGAGACAUACUGCAUUGACGCUCGGUAUUAUGGUAACAUUUCUCGUUUCAUAAAUCACAUGUGUGCACCAAACCUAUUGGCAAUAAGAGUAUUUGUAGAACAUCAAGAUGUCCAUUUCCCACGGAUGGCCUUCUUUGCCAACAGGGAUAUAGAACCAAAUGAGGAACUGGGGUUUGACUAUGGCGAUAAGUUCUGGGCUGUGAAAUGUAAAUCAUUCACGUGCUCUUGUGGUGCAGAAAAUUGUAAAUAUUCUGAAUCUACUUUCAGGAAAACAUUGAAUUUAUCAGGUGCAUCAGAACAGUGACUGCCAAACAAGUUUUUGUCAGUGAAGCCUAGUGAUAGACUUCAGUGGAACAUUACAGUCUAAAGCAGCGUUUAUUGACAAAAUGUGAAAUUUUUUCACCAGAGGACAUGUUAAAUAGGCCAAUACACUCUUUCUGUAUUGUUGUAUGCAUGUGAACUGAUGUUACGUGAAGGAAAUAGUUAUUCUGUGGUUAGAAAUUAAAGUUUCUAAACUGUUUGUUGAAAGUUUAUAUGGUCCAUGAUUUUGUAUUCAUCGUACAGAAUUUUCUACAGAUGUCUUUUAAGUGUUGUGUAAAGUGAUGUUGGCUGUAACAUGUAUAAAUGUUUAGUCCAGUUGCUUAAACCAGGGUAGAUAAUCUCAAUGAAUUUGUGUUUAAAGUUACUACAAAUAAAUGUCUGAAGGUCUUGAGGUUUGGUCCAGUUUGUAUAGAACCCAAAAAAGUUACGCAAUACCUGUCAAAUGAAACUUUGUAUUAUUGUACAACCUGUAAGAUAUUGAUCUCCUUGUGCUCAGUGUGCUAAUUCACAUCACACAAAGUGCAAUUUUGCCUUAUUUCUUUUUUAUCUUUGUUAAAAUGUUAGGUUACAGUUAUAAAAUUUUGUAUUUAUAUUUGUCUCCUUAAGUUCUAUUCCACAGAUUUGGUUUCUUGAAUGUGUUCUGAUGUCAUAUGUGAUGCUAAACAAGUGUCUUUAAGUACUCAGUUGCUUUAAAAAUGUAAAUUUGAACAGAUUGAUCAUGAUUUUGUACAUACAUUUCGUUAUUUGUGAUGAUUUUUUUCUUGAAUGCUUGGAAAUUAAUUAUGCCUAUUCAUGUUGUCAUGAUGAAUUUUGAAACAGCUGUUGUUUUUAUUGCAAUGCUGCUGGAAAUUGGUCUAUUUUAUUCAU